AUGGAUUCCGUCCAUUAUUGUUGGACGCAGCCUAAUAUGGGCGACGAAGCCAAGUUGAAGGAACGUCAGAAGUUGAUCCAAUCUCGGAUUGAGAAAUUGAAAAGUACGUUAACUUUUUAAUAGCUGCCCUAACUCAUGAGCUACGGUUUGAUGCUUCAUUUUGAUAGAAUACUAAAGUUUUCAUAUUAAAUUUUGUUAUUAUUGUAUUUUGAGUUGAUAUCGUUAUGGUCAAUUGCAAUUGAACCUUGAUUGUUUAGGACAAAAAAACAAAAUCAAAGAAACUCCUGACGAAGGUGUGUUCAACGAUAAAUGUUUCAGCGAUUUCAAGAUUAAAACGGGAGAAGAAGUCUUUUUCGUAAGUUAAUUUCUUAUUCUUUUGUGAUUUUAGGUAAUAACUUAUAAGCUGGGGAGUCGUAUCGUGCGACAGAAUUGCGGAAAUCUUGAAAGAUAAUAAUUUAGGUAUCGAAAGGUAUUUUGGCUUUAAAAUCGCCUGUAUUCAAAGCAAUGUUUCAAUCCGGAAUGAAAGAAGUUCAGGAUGGGACAUUGGUAUUAACAGAAGAUUCAGAAGUCGUUAGAGCAAUGUUGUUGUUUAUGUAUCAUAACAAAAAUGUUCGUGAUGUUAAACUUGCGAUGAGGGUACUCCAACUAGCUCACCGUUACGAGAUUGAGCUUUUAAGGGUAUGUUUGAGAACUUAUAUUUUAGAAUGUUUAAAGACAAUAUAAUGCUGAUAGAAAUCGUAUUUAAUGCCUGUAAAGCUUUUUAAAAGAAACUAUGCAAUGUUAUUUAUAGUAAUUGUAAAUGUACCCAUUUCAGGCACAGUGCGAGUUGUUUUUGAUGGAGAACAUUCAAGUGGAUGAUGCUGAAGAGUGUCAAUUAUUGGCCAGAUCAUUGGAUUUGCGUUUCCUUGCUUUGAAGUGCUCUGAGGUGUUCUUCUUCAAUUUUCUGACUAACUAA
Molecule: messenger RNA, 955 nt
Organism: Bursaphelenchus okinawaensis
Lineage: Eukaryota; Metazoa; Nematoda; Chromadorea; Rhabditida; Aphelenchoididae
Source: the annotation of a GenBank genome assembly